UUUUGAAUAUGAGAAGCAUGUUUGCAAUAUUCAUGUCUUAGAACGGCAAAAUUGUUGUUUUUCGUCCUUCACUCUGCUUUAAACUAGACGAAGCACGUAACCAGUUUUCUAGCACGUUCUAUUGCAUCUAGAAAAGACUUCCUCAGCUAACUUCUAGGACAUAUCAAAAAGCUUUUGUGUAUUUACACAAGAACUUCUUUGAUUCCUUCAAAAUUUCGAAUUAUUCAUAUUUUAUUAGGUUCCCUGUAUAAAUGACCCCGCAGAAAAGUGCAACAUUUGAAGUGAAGUCAGACUUGGUUGUUCUCAGGGUAUGGUGUCAACGAUGGAUGAAGCUGUCCCUGCACCAGCACCAGCUUCUGAAGAGUCACCAGAGAAGGACAAAGAUGAUCAAAUACAGAUGCUAAAGGCUGAGAAUCGGUUAGCAGCCUUAGAAGACUCAAACUUGGCUGAGUCUGAAGAUUCAAAUGGCGUCGAUGACAAGGAAAACGGCGAUUCCAUAUGUUCUUCGAACGUUCACGCUCCAACGACAUCUGAGGAUGUUAGUGCCUCGGCAACCCCAAAUGGCAGUCCGAGGCCUCAUGAAGUAGAAUGCAUAGAUCUGGAUGAUGAGACCAAUGAACCUCCUGCUAAAAAAGCAAAGACUACCAGUGAUUCUAAUGACUCCGACGUUGCUGUUAUCAACGGGAAAGACGAGAAGUCACCGACGAAGAGUGAAAAUUCGAAGGAGCAAGAGGCGGAGCUUACUAGUCCCGGAGCACUGUUGAACAAAUUGGAGGAAUAUGUUGCAGAUGCUAUUGAUAAUAGGAAGAACAUCGACAGAAAAGUUCUUGAUGCGUUAUUAGGAGCUAUAAAUGUACAAGUGCAAAAGGAGCCGUUAAGUGUGCGAAAGCUCAUCCUCGACAAACAGCUUGUACUGCCCAACACUAUAUCAUUCCCACCAAGUCUGACUGUAGAUAUGCUCAUAGAACAUGAUCCGGACCAUCCGCUCUCCAAGGUUAUCACGCGGAUGUUCGGUGAGGAACGACCGAAGCUAAAUGAAGCGGAAAAGAAGGAGCGACAAAAUCUGAAGCUUCAUAAUAACGUUCCUCAUAUGACGAAGCUGCUCCUCGACAUCGGUCAAGAUCUAGUCCAAGAAUCAACUUAUUGCGACAUCGUUCACGCUCGAAAUCUUCCAGAAACACCGAAAAACAUAGAGACAUAUAAACAGGUUGCAGCACAAUUGAAACCAGUUUGGGAAGCCUUACGGAAGCGGAAUGAACCUUACAAGCUCAAAAUGCUAAGCUGCCAAGUCUGCGGUUUCAAAACUGAAUCGCGGAUGAUCUUACAACACCAUCGUUCUACCGUACAUUUUCGACAUGGCAAAUAUCAGUGUGCUAUGUGCCCGGAGUUCGAUACCAACGAGCAGCGUCUUAUCAAUCACUAUCUUGAAUCUCAUAACGUUGUGGCAAUAAAAGAUGAUCCACAAGCAAAAUACCCGUGUUUGAUAUGCGACGAAGACUUUCAAUAUAAAGGUUUACGAGACACGCAUCUGCGUACUUGUAAGAAGGAUUACAGCCGUGUUCGAAACAUCAUGGGGCCGAAGGGUCCUGAAGAUCAGCUUAUGAUCAAUCGAUGGUUAUGGGACCGCCCUCCUAUCGAUCCGACCAUUCUGCAACAGCAACAAGCCGCUCAAGCUCAACAGAAGCGAAAUCAACUCGCUCAAGCUCAACAAGCAGUCGCACAGGCGGCUCUGAGGCGGACAGCGGCUGUACGAGAUGCACAACAAAGUGCGCUGCAGCAACAGCUUCUCCAACAGCAGCAGCGUAUGCGGCAGGCGGCUGCAAUGAUGCAGCAGCGUAACAUGCUGGGACAGAAUAGUAACAGCCUCAUUGCCGCAAUGCAGCAACAUAUACAACGAGCCAGUCAACAGCGUGGAUCAACGGCAGCAGCGACUGUUGGCUCCAUAGCCGCCGCUACAGCUUUAUAUCAGAAAAAUCUUGCUGCUAGUCGCAAUGCAUUGCUCGCAAAUGCUUCCGCUUUGCGGAAAGCACCAACGAUCUUUCAGAUGAAUGCCGCCAUGCAGAAGGCUUUUGCCAUGGCCAACGGCGGCCUCUCGACAGCUGCUUCAUCAGGCUCACCCAGUCCAGCACCGUCCCAUGCUCUUGGCAACAAUACAAACGCUGGCAAUGGACCUGGGAUAUGCGAGAUCUGCGACCAGAAUAUGGCAGAUAGGGAACGAUAUUUCCAGCAUUUGCAGUUAAUCCAUAAGCACCUUCGGGACAAGACCCUUGAUGAUGUCAAGCUUGGUGCCCCGCUCGCUUGCAGCAGGUGCCGCGAAAGAUUCUGGACCUAUGAAGGUCUUGAACGUCAUCUGGUUAUGGCUCACGGCCUCGUUACAGCGGAUUUGCUGGCAAAAGCUCAGAACAAGCUGGAUGGCGGCAGAUGCAAGCUUUGCGCAAAGCAAUACGCCUUCAACAUGCUGCAACACUUGGUCGCUGAUCAUCACAUUAAGCUGUGCUCCGCAGAAAUCAUGUAUUCGUGUGAUGUGUGCUCAUUCAAAUGCAGCAGUUAUACGACGUUGGAGACCCAUCUGAACGCGAAUCAUCCUAAGGGCAUGACUGACAAGAAUGCUGUGCAUCCUCCUGCUGCUGAAACCUCUGCCUCAAAUGGUACUUCAAAGAGUAAGGACGCGACGAAGUCGGGAGAAGAUGAUUGCAUCACUUUGGAGUAGAAGUCCAUGUCCACUUGGAUUCACCUGGCUCCCGCAGUCUACCUUGUCUGGAUUCGUUGAUCCGGUAGUUUUCGUGCUCCAUUCUCCUACUCGCUAUGGCCAUUGCACCUACCAUGUUGUACCUUCGAGUCUGAACUCCGCUGCUGAUGAUAGCCGAAUGGGUGCCUAAUAAUCCUUUUCAAUGUUUGUUUAUUAUUCAUUCAUACGAGGUGGUUGUGUGUAAGAGUUUGCAAGCUUCUCAAGGGCUUUUCCGCGUACUGCAAUCGAACAAAUAAGCGGUGAUACGGUGUCGUACAUAGUAUAAUUUUGUUUUAAAUUUUACAUAUUCUGUUUUCCACCAUCAUUCGUUUUUACUAUGAAUCUGUAAAGGUUUGAUUUAUGUAUUGAGAUUGAUUCCAAUUUUUUGUUAUUCAGAUCAACAUCUCUCGUAAAAUUCGGAUUGUAUUCUUCAUCUUUGUCUAGGUCAUCAUUCAUUGUCCCCCCUCCCCCCUUCCAAUUUCUGCUGCACUGCACGUUCGCAGCUACACUUAAAGCCAAUAAUGUUUUGUUAGAUGUGAAUUGAGUCGCAUGUUGGGCGACCGACUCUUGAAAUGGUUGCUCGAACCGUGUGGUUUUUUCUUCUCUUGUAAAAUUAUUUAUUUACUAAGUAAAUCGUGACGUCGUUUUAUUCUUUUGUUAUUGAUGUGACUGCAAGCUUUCGAUGAGUGUC
Molecule: messenger RNA, 3419 nt
Organism: Cylicocyclus nassatus
Lineage: Eukaryota; Metazoa; Nematoda; Chromadorea; Rhabditida; Strongylidae
Source: the annotation of a GenBank genome assembly